UUUAAAUCCGGCUCGGAGGCGCGUCAAAAGUGAAAAGUGAAAAACCAAGAGUAAUUAUGCAUCAAUGUCCAGAUAGCAUACACAAUUUUUAGCAAUGUGAUAAAACAGUUGCGGACUGUAAAUAUGCGCGGCGCAUUUCUCUACUACUGUAACAUUAAUUGCGCUUCGACUGCGACUCAAAUUUUGCUGCAAAGAUGAGGCGAUCAGGUGGCGCGCCUAAAAAGUGUACAACAAACACGAAAAAAAAGUGGUGUGCGUAAAUCAAAUGUGCAACGGCAGCGUGUGUAAAAGUGUAGUGUACAAUAUCAAAAAGGAAUAACGUGAAAAUCGCAGUAAAAGGAAGAGAGUAACAAAGAGUACACCAAUACAGACGUACAUGCCAACAACAGCACCAACACCAACAACACCAGCACCAAUCCCAGCUCACUCACGCACACACACACACUCACACAUACGCACACAGAAACACGAAUUAAGGCAUCGUAAACGUUGUCGCUUGUUAUCCUGCUUGCUUAUUCCUGUUGCCUCGUCGUGUGAUCCUUUGUCGCUGGUCUCAAAGCAGCAGCUGUCCGGGUCGUGUUUCUGUUAUCCAUUUGCACUCUCGUCCCUCGUCGUCAUUUAUUAUACGCUGUCCUUGAAGCUCGUCGUGCUCUUAAGUGUGUGCAAAAACCACAAACCAUAAGAAAAACAAAAACAACAACAAAAGGAGAAAAAAGUGUGCCCAGUAGAAAGUAAAGCAUCAAUACAACAAUAUCAAAAUGCCGCCAGCAUUAAUUGGCAUCUCUGAGUUUGUGGAGGAGACGCGCGAUGAUUACAAUUCGCCCACCACAUCCACAUUUGCGUCCCGCAUGCCGGAUUGCCGUCAAACGAUUAGCAUAUUGGAAGAGCGACUGGAAUUCGAUCGCGAUGGUCUGACCAAACUCAAGAAGGCCGUUAAAGCCAUACAUAACUCUGGCAUUAAUCAUGUGGAAAAUGAAAUGAUUAUGGUGCGGGGACUGGAGCGUCUGGGGACCAAGGUCAUUGAUCAGGAUGAGCCCGACAUUGGAGCAGCGUUUCUCAAGUUCUCUGUAGUCACCAAAGAGCUCAGUGCGCUGAUGAAAACACUGAUGCAAAAUAUCAACAACAUUGUCAUGUUUCCGGUGGAUUCGAUGCUAAAGAGCGAACUGCGCGGCGUCAAAGGCGAUAUGAAGCGUCCAUUCGAUAAGGCGGCCAAAGAGUACGAGGCCAAAUUUAUCAAAAUUGAGAAGGAGAAAAAGGCGCAGGCCAAGGAGGCGGGCAUGGUGCGAACAGAGAUCGAUGCCGCUGUCGUUGCCGAUGAAAUGGAAAAGGAGCGUCGCCUAUAUCAGCUGCAUACCUGCGAGUAUCUGCUCAAAUACAAAGAGAUCAAAACAAAAACUGGCAUUGAGCUGCUGCAGCAUUUCAUCGAGUAUUAUCACGCGCUGAAUAAUUACUUCAAAGAUGGACUGCAAACGAUCGAACACUUUGGCACGUACAUUGGCGAUCUGAGCGACAAGCUGCACGUGAUCAAGCAGAAGCAGGACGAGGACAGGCGCAGUUUGCUGGAUCUGCGAACAUUGCUGCGCAGCACACCGGACUUUGAGCGGGUGGACAAUGCGUCCACGUCGGAGAAUCGCAGUGGUGGUGGUGGCGGUGGUUUUGGUGGUUCGGGUGCCGGCUACUCGUUGCAUCAGCUGCAGGGCGACAAGCAUCACGGGGUCACGCGUCAGGGUCAUUUGCUCAAGAAGAGCGAGGGCAAGGUGCGACGCGUGUGGCAGAAGCGUCGUUGCCGCGUCACCAGCGACGGAUUUCUGGACAUUUGUCAUGCGGACGAAUCAAAGCCACCGACGCGAGUUAAUCUGCUCACCUGCCAAAUUAAACCGGUGCCAGAUGAUAAGCGUGGCUUCGAUCUAAUCAGCUACAAUCGACCGUAUCAUUUUCAAGCUGAGGACGAGGCGGAUCAGAAGGCUUGGAUGGCUGUUCUGGUCAACUGUAAGGAGAAGGCACUGACCAAGGCCUUCCAGCAUGCCAAUCCCCAGAUGAGCCCCAGCCUGGUGGAGCUGCAGAAGACGGUGAUUCGCUAUGUGCAACUGCUGCCGGGCAAUGAUAGAUGCUGCGAUUGUGGCUCACGUAACGAUGUCACCUGGAUUAGCCUCAACUUUGGCAUCCUCGUCUGCAUCCAAUGCUCGGGUGUGCAUCGUGAUCUCGGUGUGCAUCACUCGCGCAUCCAGAGCCUAACGCUGGACAAUCUGACCACUGCGAAUCUGUUGAUUGCACGUGCCAUGGGCAACAGCACACUGAAUGACAUUAUGGAGGCCAAGCUGGGCAGGGGCAAGCUCAGUCAUGAGAGCAGCAUGGAUGAGCGGUAUGAUUUCAUACGCGCCAAAUAUGUGGCCAAGCGCUAUGUGAUGCGCACCUGUGCCGAUGACAAUGAUCUGCGCUGCGAUCUGGAGCAGGCAAUUGUCCAUGCGGACAUGAGCCAACUGCUGCAGGUGUGGGCAGAGGGUGCCGAUCUCACCUGCUGUUUGCCCAGCUCCGAUGCGGGCGAAACUGCCCUCCAUUUGGCCGUGCUGCGUGAAAGCGGCUCCACGCUGCACAUUGUUGAUUUUCUCAUACAGAAUAUGCCGCCCAAUGGCUUGAAUCGAGCCACCAAUCCGCCCGGCCUGCUGGAUGUUACCGGCAAAAAUACAUCGCUGCAUCUCUGUGCACUGCACGAUCGUCAGUGCAUGAAACUGCUCCUGCGCUCCGGCGCCGACUACGAGCUACGAAAUUCACAGAACAAAACAGCGCUGGACAUUGCCAAAGAGAUGGGUCACAACAGCUGCAAGGAGCUGAUUGAAUGUGCCAUAAAGCGGGAGAAGAGCGCCUUUGAUCACAUCAACACCGAUUGGAAUCUGCCCAACGAGGAUGGCUCCACAGAUUUCAGUGACGAUGAGACUGUCAUCGAUGAGCGCAAGUCUCGCUCACGUCCACCCAGCUUUGCUGGUGGCGAUUCGCCAGUGUUGCGGUCACGAUCCUCCACUUGCGAUUCCAUACAGUCCAGUUCUAGUCCAAUUGCCAAUUGUCCAAGUCGCCAGUUUACGCUGCCCAGCUAUACGCAAUCCGCUGGCACCUCACCCAAACAGCACACGAAUGUUGGCCAGUAUUUGGGCAGUGGCAACAACUUGGGCAUUGUCAGCGCCAGCAACAGCGGCAAUAAUGUUGGCGUUGGCGCUGGUGGUGUCGGUGGUGGUGGUGGUGGCUCUAGUCCCAGUUCCGCUUGUAGCCAAAAUGUGCGUGCAACUCGCAACAGUUUGAAUAUGCAAAGCGAGCUGGCGCAUGUGACGGGCGCCCGCAAAUCCACGUCAACAGCCAACAUGAACUCGUUAAAGAAGCGCGCUGCUCCUGCACCGCCGCCCGGCACUUUGAGUGGCGCACCCACAAGUAUAUUCUACGGCACUUUGCCGCAUCCGCCCAGGCACUCGCAGAACAUGGAUGCGAACGACAUACGCACCAUCAAUCACAAGAAUCAAUCAAUGGACGUGGCAUAUGGCACGUUGCCCCACAUGCGCAGCGUGGAGAGCUCACCGCGAGCUACUGGAGCUGGUGGUGGUGGUGGUAGUGGCAGUGGUGCUGUUGCUGGAAAUGGCAGCAAUAGCAGCCUUAUGCCAAUGACCACAUUCGGCCAUAAGCGGUCACCCAGCGGCGAGUCACUGAAUCGUAAUGUUCACUUGGCUGGUGCAAAGCUGGUGCUGCCGCCCACUGGAGAGCUGCCCAUGCUCAAGCAUGUGGACAAAUCUGCGCUAGUGAGACCCAAAAUACCACCGCCCGGUCCGCCGGCAGAGCGCGAGAUACCAAAUGGUCAGUCAAACGAGAGCAUCAGCUCCAUGGAUGAGGGUCCGAUUGCGCCUCCACGCAAGCGCAAGCAACAAAACAUGUUGAGAUUAGAGCAUUCCAGCGAGGAAACGCUUAUCAAUCAAUCCACCAAUUUCACCGACUACGAGUCCUGGCACACGGAUAUGGACUCCUCUGGCGGCGGUCUGGAUCAUUCCGCCGAGUCGAAUGUCUCGUCUAGCGAUAAUGACAGGCUAAACUCAUCACCCGACAAUCCAUUGAAGAAUCCCAGCGUUGUUGGCACCGGUGCAAAAUUGCACUAUAAUGGACAACGGCGCUGUCGCGCGCUGUACGAUUGUGUGGCGGACAAUGAUGAUGAGCUGGAAUUUAAGGAGGGUGAAAUACUAAUUGUGCUGAAUGAGCGCACAGACGACGAGAACUGGAUGGAGGGAAUCAUUGAGGGGCAUCCGGGGAGACGAGGCAUGUUUCCCGUUAGUUUUGUGCAUAUGCUGCCAGAUUAAGUGGGUGAAUCUAUUUGUGUCUGUGUGUUUUUGGCUGAAAGUAUGUGUGUGAGCGAGCGAGUGUGUGUGUGUGUGUAUGUUUUUUGAAAAACCGUUUAUUAUUUAUUACAUUUUUUUAUUCACAAAAAUUACUACUGAAUGUAUUUAUUUAUUUAUUUUUUUGUUUUAUUUUGUGUAAGCACACACAAAGCUAUAAAAGUGUCACAAGCGGAUGCAAGUAAAGUAAAUCAUAUAAUUGAUAUUUAUUUCUUUUAAGAGCGCACCUAUUGAAAGUAUACUAUUAUACUUAUGUAAACACUUAUUGUGUAUAUUUCAAUUGAUAUUGUAUCCUUUCUAAAGCAUAUACUAUAAGUAGGCGCCGCUUUGAAUUGCUUUAACAACGGAAUAUGUCCUGCAAAUGUGUUAUAGCCUAUAGUUUCUAUCUAUAACUAAACCAACCAUACAAAUAACUGACUCUACUUGUUAGCCGAAAAAACAUCACGCUGUCCUCAAAAGCUACUCUCUCCUGUAUUGCUGUAAAAAUCAAAUACAUCAUUCGUUUGCACGGGAUCGGAAAAUUAUGAAAUUAUGUAUUGAUGUAUGCUUAACAAUACGCUGCCAUAUAUAAAUACAUAUACAAAACAUAUGUACUAACAAAACAAAAAAAAAAGCCGACCUGGUCUGGCUUCUUACUUUACAUAAACUCGUACACAAAUUAUGUAAUACUGUUGAUGGAUUUAAAUGAAAGUUUAUAAAACAACGUUAAUUCAAAAGUUUACUCAGAUUAAAGCUUAACUCAAUUGCGAACGUAAAACUAAAGCCCAAAUGCUAUUACAUAUAAAUAAAUAUAUAUAUAUAUAUU
This is a messenger RNA of Drosophila grimshawi, 5172 nucleotides long. It is a transcript of the gene Asap, whose product is annotated as arfGAP with SH3 domain, ANK repeat and PH domain-containing protein. Gene Ontology annotation, molecular function: GTPase activator activity; protein binding. The record is from RefSeq and is a predicted model, not a curated record. Gene Ontology annotation, biological process: positive regulation of GTPase activity. Gene Ontology annotation, cellular component: cytoplasm. Lineage: Eukaryota; Metazoa; Arthropoda; Insecta; Diptera; Drosophilidae.